AUGGGCCACCUGCUCUCCAAGGAGGCCAGCAGCCUGAGCCGGGACAGCGGCGGCCGCCGCCGCCGCCGCGGGAGGAAGGUGCCGCCGCGCAGCCGGAGCUGCUUCCUGCGCGGGCCCUGCAUGCUCUGCUUCGUCGUGCACGGCGCCAGCUCGCCCGCUCCGGAGCCGCCCGUGCCCGCCGGGGACCCGCUGCUGCCGCCGCCCUACGCGGCCCUCGCCGCCGCCGAGCAGCGCGCCGCGCGCCGCCUCCUCCGCCUGCCGCCCGCCGCCUGGGAACCGCGCGGCCGCUGCCGGCGCCUCCUCCUCUCGGGCCUGCUGCCCUCGCCGGUGCGAGGCCUCCUGGGGCCGGCCGGGCCGCCCGGCGAGGCCGUCUCCGAGAUGGUGUGCAAGCGCAAGGGGGCCGGCCUGCCCGCCUGCCCUCCCUGCAAGCAGCCGCGCUGCGCUGCCGGCGCGGCGGAGCCCGAAGCCGCCGCCUGCCAGUGCCCCGCGGAGCCGCAGCCCCGCGCCCUGCCCUCGGCCGCCGGCGGCGCGGGGAGCGGCGGGGCCGCGCCGCCGAGGUGUCCCGCAGAGGACGAGAGGGAGAAGGAGGGAGUGAGGGAACGGAGCGGCGAGGCGGGCCGCGAGGAGCCGCUGGAGCAGCCCGGAGACGGCUGCCGGGAACCGCCGCCGUCGCCCGACAUCAACCAGCUGCCACCCUCCAUCCUCCUCAAGAUAUUUUCCAAUUUAUCCCUGAAUGAGCGCUGCCUUUCAGCAUCAUUAGUUUGUAAAUAUUGGCGUGACCUGUGUUUAGAUUUUCAGUUUUGGAAACAGCUGGAUCUGAGUAGUCGCCAACAGGUCACUGAUGAAUUGUUGGAAAAGAUAGCAUCAAGAAGCCAGAAUAUUACUGAAAUCAAUAUUUCUGACUGCCGCAAUGUAUCCGAUACAGGAGUUUGCAUAUUGGCAUGUAAAUGUCCUGGACUGCUAAGGUAUACUGCUUACAGAUGUAAACAGCUUUCUGACAUCUCUAUCAUGGCAGUUGCCUCUCAGUGUCCUCUUCUUCAGAAAGUACAUGUAGGCAAUCAAGACAGACUCACUGAUGAAGGUUUAAAGCAGCUGGGUUCAAAAUGCAAAGAAUUGAAAGACAUUCAUUUUGGUCAGUGUUACAAGAUCUCUGAUGAAGGAAUGAUUAUUAUAGCUAAAGGCUGCCUGAAGUUGCAAAGAAUAUACAUGCAAGAAAACAAAUUAGUGACAGAUCAGUCAGUGAAAGCAUUUGCUGAGCACUGUCCCGAGCUGCAGUAUGUUGGUUUCAUGGGCUGCUCCGUUACAUCUAAAGGAGUAAUUCACCUCACUAAUCUAAGAAAUCUUUCUAGCCUGGAUCUACGUCAUAUCACAGAACUGGAUAAUGAAACAGUGAUGGAAAUAGUGAAGAGAUGCAAAAACCUUAAUUCCCUCAAUCUGUGUCUGAACUGGAUCAUUAAUGACAGGUGUGUGGAGGUGAUUGCCAAAGAAGGACAGAACCUGAAAGAACUGUAUUUGGUAUCGUGUAAGAUCACUGACUAUGCUCUGAUAGCCAUUGGACGAUACAGCAUGACAAUAGAGACAGUGGAUGUUGGGUGGUGCAAGGAAAUUACAGACCAUGGAGCCACCCAAAUUGCACAAAGCAGCAAGUCUCUCAGAUACUUAGGGCUGAUGAGAUGUGAUCAGGUGAAUGAAGCCACAGUGGAGCAGCUGGUGCAGCAGUAUCCACAUAUAACCUUCAGUACUGUUCUACAGGAUUGCAAGCGGACAUUGGAACGAGCUUAUCAAAUGGGCUGGACUCCCAACAUGUCUACUGCCUCUUAAUGUCAUGCACCAACAUGACACUUCCACUCUGCUGCUUUCAGUAGAUCUAACGGGGACUGCAGAGGUUCACAACAUUGUGAUAUAUACAAUGAAUGCAAUAUAAUUGUGAGUUUACAGAGGUUACAGUAAAAUGGAAAAAGCUGUAUACUGACUUUGACGUACUGUACAACUAAGUAAUGGUAUUGAGACAAAAUUUUAGAAAUGCAUUGUAUUUCUUUGUUUGACAGAUUUCCUGAAGUGGAUUCCUACUAGUUCUAUGGAUAGAUUGAGUUAUAAAAGAUACAAAGCUUGGUUUUUUUUUGUGUGUGUUUACUCUACCUUGCCUUGGUUAUGUGUGUUUCCUUUGAUUUGUAGAUGGUAACUCAGUGCUAGCACCAGUAUAGCCGAUCAGCAGAGGCCUGUGCUGAAACUGGGAGCUACACUCCAUGCUUAUUAUUUACUAAAGCUACCCUAGGAGUUUUAAGAUGCACAGUGUAUAAGAAAAUCUACGAAGAGCUGAGAUUGUCUUACAGACUUUUCCGGAAUUAUGCAAGUCAUUAGUAAAUGACUAAAUAUGCAUCUAAUGGACAAUCAUAUAAUCAUUGAGCCUAGAAUUGUUUGGGUUGGAAGGGACCUUAAAGAUCAUCUCGUUCCAAUCCCCCUUCCACAAAUAGGUUGCUCAAACACCUUCUAAUGUGGCCUUGAACACCCACAGCUUCUCGUUAACCUGUCCCAGUGUCUCAUCACCCUGCUAAGAAAAGAAUUUCUUCGUAAUGUCUAAUAUAAAUCUGUUCUCUUUCAUUUUAAAAUCAUUCUCCUCUGUCCUAUCAUUACUUUUGUCCUUGAUAUAAAGAGUACCUGAUAAAGAGUCCCUUCCCAUCUUUCCCAUCAGUCCCCUUUAAGUACUGCAAGGCAGCUGUAAUGUCUCCCCAGACAUUCACUUCUGCAGGCUGAAUAACUUUAAUUCUCUCAACCUUUAUCACUUCACAGAAAUUGUAUCUUCUUUAUUUUGUUUGUUUAAAAUAGUCUUUUAGGAGAUCUUCCACAGAUUUUAAAAUCUUUUCACACUGCAGGUUUUGCAGGAAGUGAGCUAACAGUGGUUGAACUCAUACUGAUAACCAGUUCCCACUUCAUAACCAGUCAAGCAGGAAGUGAAUACACCAACAAUCAGAUGUAAAUUAAAAGACAGUGUUUAAAUAUCUGAUUGAAAAAAAAAAAAUGUUUCUUUUUUUUUUUUGUAAGUGGACUCGUCUCUUCUGACUACAAUGCUAUGUUGGUGAACUGGGCAAUUCGAGUAAAUGGUUAGAAUACAAUAAGAUUUUUCUCAAUUCAUGUGUGGUUUUUAUUUUACAACAGAUCUUACAAUGCAAGGAAUACUUACCUCUAGAAGACAUUCUGAACAUGAGGUCUAUUUUCAUAGGUAUUGUAUGGUAGGAUCACUUGCUUUGUAAUACAGUGUAUAAAAAAACACCAAGAGUAAGUACAUUAAAAGAUUAAUUUUCUGUGUGUCACAUUGCAUUCUGAGGAGUUAAUUUUGACAUGGGGAUAGUGAAAAUAUAGAUACUGCAGUUUCAGUUUGAAGUUGCAUUAAGUUUUAGAGUAUUACUGUUUGGUUAAGAAUAUUUUUAUGUGUAUAACACUGGAUAUUUGUUUUUUAGGGGUAACAGCAUUUUAAUCCAAAGUAUGAAAUGCUUAAGCUUCAGCUGAAGAAUUGCCAUUAUUAUCAAAAUGUUUUGCUAAUCCAGAACGUCUGAUGUAGUGUAACCUAGAGAGCUUAUUUAGUAUAGCUGCAUAACUCUGUAAAACUGUAAGUUGAUUUCCAUGGCAUAGUUUUUUACCAGACACAUCAGCUCACCGUAAUUCUGGUGAAGCUGUUGAAUGUUUUCUUCUUAGACUUCUCAAAAUGGGGAUGAACUAAUUUCUUUUAAAAAAUAUAUAAUAAAGUUUUUGCUUUAAAUAUGGUAAAUACAUGUGAACAUGUGUAAUGCUGGGCUUUCUAUUUACUCAAAAAUGGCAACAAAUAUUUUCAGAAUAAAGCCAAUGAAUUAUAUUGCAGAUAUAGUACCGAAUCUUAGUCAUUUUCUUUUCAUGACUUUCUAUGACUGCAUUAAAACUAUUCACACAAUUUGUAAGUUUCUAUUUUUCCGUGAAACUUUG
Messenger RNA from Lagopus leucura (white-tailed ptarmigan), 3957 nucleotides. RefSeq names its product F-box and leucine rich repeat protein 17 (gene FBXL17). Gene Ontology annotation, biological process: SCF-dependent proteasomal ubiquitin-dependent protein catabolic process. Gene Ontology annotation, molecular function: protein binding. The coding region runs from base 1 to 1821 and encodes 606 amino acids. NCBI's taxonomy places the organism in Eukaryota, Metazoa, Chordata, Aves, Galliformes, Phasianidae. Gene Ontology annotation, cellular component: SCF ubiquitin ligase complex. The transcript has 9 exons. The record is from RefSeq and is a predicted model, not a curated record.